AUGGCGAUGACAUUCAGUGCGAAACAAAAUUUUAUACUUGUUGGAGUUUUCGGACUUUUCACGGUAGCUGUUAUGUUCAUACGGCUGCUCAUUCAAAAGAUCCGAAAACGGUCUUUCGGCGCCAGCGACUAUCUCACAAUAUUCGCUCUUAUUUGCUACUGUGCGGUCACAGCAAUGACCGUCCUGAUCUUUCUAUGGGGGACUAAUGUCAUCGACCCGCGCGAUCGGAUGGGGAAACAAUUUACCAUAUCUGACAUCCAUCACCGAGAGAUCGGAAGCAAGUUGGCCCUAGUAGGUAGGGUUGUAUGUACUACCUAUCUCUGGACCCAAAAAACCAUCAUUCUCGCUUUGUACACGCGAAUCCCUCCAGGGUUACUAUGGCCGAACCAUAUAUUGAGCGCUUCCCUGGCUUUAUUAGCUAUAACUUUCGUCCUAGUACAAGUUAUCUCAUUCAGCGAAUGCUCCCCUUUCCAACUCUACUGGCAAGUAGAACCAGAUCCAGAGCAUUCACCAAGGUUAACGAAGGAGAUAGGGCCCUGUGUCAAAACCACCUUGCACUCAUUUGUACAAACCAUUACAAAUACCCUGACCCACAUUUUGCUUCUCGCCAUCCCGCUUCGUUGGGCCUUUCAAAGACACCGGCCUCUCACAGAAAAAUUACUCCUCGCCUUCCUCUUCUCCCUGGGCAUUUUCCUAAUAGCCGUCGCGUUAGCCCCCCUUCCCAUACCCGGUCACGACGCAACCCGCAGCUAUCAAAACGCCCUUAAGCAAUCAGAGGCACUCCUGGCCGCAUUCUUGGCCAACAUCAUCACCAUAACCGGGCUGGAUAGCCCGUCGUCGGACGAGGACGACGCCCCCUUCUUAUCUUCCAACGCCAAGCGGCGCUCCAAUGGGAGUGGGUUCAGGGCACUAUUUGAUGGGGAAAUCGUAGUUACCAGCAACUUCGAGCUGCAGUCUCAGACGGCCAGUCCCGCACGGGUUCGGCAGAUGUUCCCGCGGCACCCCUGGACGGCUUUCCAGCGGAUAAGUAAUGAGAAUCUUAUUAUCCGGGCGAAGGGGGGUCGUGAUUCGCGAGAAUCCAAAUAA
Molecule: messenger RNA, 1086 nt
Organism: Histoplasma mississippiense
Lineage: Eukaryota; Fungi; Ascomycota; Eurotiomycetes; Onygenales; Ajellomycetaceae
Exons: 4
Coding region: 1-1086 (361 amino acids)
Source: RefSeq, a predicted model, not a curated record